Cervus elaphus (red deer) is the source of this 599-nucleotide messenger RNA. RefSeq names its product syncollin (gene SYCN). The transcript has 2 exons. Gene Ontology annotation, biological process: exocytosis. Gene Ontology annotation, cellular component: secretory granule membrane. Bases 39 to 443 code for a protein of 134 amino acids. Lineage: Eukaryota; Metazoa; Chordata; Mammalia; Artiodactyla; Cervidae. The record is from RefSeq and is a predicted model, not a curated record.
AUAAAAGGGAGCGGGAGCUCGGGCCCCGCAGCGUCACCAUGUUCCCGCUGUGCCCACUGCUGCUGACCCUGGCCCUGGUGGCCGUCCCCGGCGUCCAAGGCGCCUGCCCGGCGUCCGCCGACCUGAAGAACGCCAACGGGACGCGCACUUGCGCCAAGCUCUACGACAAGAGCGACCCCUACUACGAGAACUGCUGCGCCGGCGCCGUGCUCUCCUUGGAGUCGGGCGCCGACCUGCCCUACCUGCCCUCGGACUGGACGAACGUCAUCUCCUCGAUCGUGGUGGGCCAGCGCUGCGAGCUCACCGUGUGGUCCCGUCGCGGCAAGGAGGGCAAGUCGCGCAAGUUCUCGGCCGGUAGCUACCCGCGCCUGGAGGAGUACCGCCGCGGCCUCUUCGGGGACUGGUCCAACGCCAUCUCCUCGGUCUACUGCAGUUGCAAAUGACACCUCACGAGAUCACUCAUCUCCAGCCCUCACGAGUGCAGAGCCCCUCACUUGGCCUUGUUCGUGGGGUCUGCUGAAGUCUGUAAGACCCAGGAGAACAGAGGUUUCUGCCUGCCCUCAUCUUGCCUUCCCUGUAAUACAGCUCUUAUGAAGCCA